GCAGUCAGCUUCAGCUAGCACGAAAAUGGCCGGCCCGUCGGCUUUUGACAGGUCAUUUCGCGAGUGUCGCGAUAUCCCUUCGAAGUAUUCUCAGAUCUCGUGUUAGUCCGAAGAAAAGGUUGGUCGCUAGUGCAAGGAUCGCUCGAAAUGCAAGUAUAAAACGCCAGGCCCCCCCUGAGGAGUUUCAACCGAAACGGCAGUCUAACUCACAAAGAAAACCUUCGCAACUGCCUCCUUACGCGGUGGUUUGGUUCAUGGUUCGCUCGCAGGCAUCUAGCAGACGACACCGUCACAUCGGCAUCCCAAUCCGGAAAAACUCAUCUCGAGGCAUGUAGGGGACGAAAGCACGGACCAGAACAACAACAUUACCAUGACGAGCGAGAACCUUCUGCAACCCGGCCAUGUGGUCAAGGAAAGAUGGAAAGUGACGAAAAAAAUUGGAGGUGGUGGAUUCGGGGAAAUCUACGAAGGACUAGAUUUAAUGACAAAAGAACAUGUCGCCCUUAAAGUUGAGUCUGCCCGUCAACCCAAGCAGGUUCUUAAAAUGGAGGUAGCAGUACUUAAAAAACUUCAAGGGAAGGAGCAUGUCUGUAGAUUCAUAGGCUGUGGACGAAACGAUAGAUUCAAUUAUGUUGUGAUGCAGUUGCAAGGAAAAAAUUUGGCAGAAUUGCGACGCGCGCAACCAAGAGGUGCCUUUUCUUUAUCUACCACUCUGCGACUUGGACUUCAGAUUUUAAAAGCAAUAGAAAGUAUUCAUCAAGUUGGCUUCCUUCACAGAGAUAUUAAGCCAUCAAAUUUUUCAAUCGGUCGGCAGCCCUAUAAUAGCAGAUUGGUUUAUAUGCUUGACUUUGGAUUGGCUCGCCAAUUUACGACAGGAACUGGAGAAGUUAGACCUCCCCGAGCUGCUGCUGGAUUCAGAGGUACCGUCCGGUAUGCGUCUGUUAAUGCCCAUAAAAAUAAAGAAAUGGGACGACAUGAUGAUUUGUGGUCGCUAUUUUACAUGUUGGUAGAAUUUGUUAAUGGGCAACUUCCAUGGCGCAAAAUUAAAGACAAGGAACAAGUAGGAUUAAUGAAAGAAAAAUAUGAUCAUCGAUUGCUUCUGAAACACCUUCCUUCUGAUCUCCGUUCAUUCUUGGAACACAUACAGGAAGAUAUACUCCGCCACUGUACUCAGAAUGUCGCUGACAGGCCUAGCUUGGGUUAUGCGGAUAAACCGGAUUAUGCAAUGUUGGGUGGUUUGCUCGAAAGAUGUAUGAAGCGCCGAGGUGUGAAAGCGAGCGACCCUUACGAUUGGGAAAGACCUAUAAUAGUUAAUGAAGGUUUACCAACUGCUAGAUCGUUACCCACAGUUCCUCUUCCUCCGACACACACGACAGCCACUACGAUUAACCAACUGCAAACCACACCAAACGUUGAUACAAAUAAUCAAGAGAAUGUGGAACCAGAUAACAGGAAAGAGUUAGAUGCUCAAUUGGAUUAUGAAAGUAUAUGCAGGAGAAAUAGACAAUGUGCAAUUGAAGGUUCCGCAGUUCCGUUUACAGCAGCGAUCAGCAACCAUGGUCGGGAUAAAAAUUGCAAUGCUACCAUUCCUGUUACAGACAACACACAUCCACAGGGAGGACAAGUCGCCGUUACACCUCCUGUGCAAGUUUCUCCAAAGAAAAGACGCGCAGUUUCAAUGGCUGUCGAGCCACAGUGUCAAGUUGCCCCCUUGGAAAAGCAGAUAGACAACGAAGGUGAUGAACUGAUGGCUUCUGCACGUUCCGCUUCAGAAAUUCCUCGCACCAAGUCCGCUACGAAUGCUGCUAUGCCUCUUCGUAAAUCCGCUAGCGGUGCAACGUUUGCGCGGUUGCGAGUCGUUGCUGCACCAGAACCAAAUUCCGGUGAACCUCCAAGUCCUAGAAUACAAACCGACGUAGAUGCUUCUUACUGUUCUUACGACGUUACAAACACAAAACAUGGCGGAAACCACAGUCCCGUGACGGAACAGAGAGAACCUUUGAGAAGGGAGCCGAAAAAAAGAACUGACGGACGUCAGCAGUCACGGAGUGGACGUUCAGCGUUUAAAGAUUGUUCCAUUACUCAGUUUGCACAAAUAGACGACGAUAACGUCUCGGCUUUGCAACAAGUAACGAGAGGGGGUGGCGGAUUAACACUUGCGUCACAGUGGAAGUCGCAGUUUGAUGAUUCUGAGGAAACGGAUAAUGAAUGGAAAGGAGACAAUUUACAAAGCCCGGAACAUAAAGGAGUCCAUCCGCCGUCUCUUGUUCCACAGAGCACAGGCGGUAGUGAAGCAAUAGCAGUCACGGCAUCGACACCAGGAUCUCAGGAAGGGAAGGUGCAAAUGUCAGUAUUACCGUAUGUGUCCCAGCAGCAGAGUAUGUCUGCUGUUCAGACCGCACUUUCGCGUAUAAGCGAAGAUUCCCCACAUACCGCUGGCCGGCAUAGAUGUUUAAAUAUCGCUGGGAUUGAGAAAUACCCAGAACUACAGAGAGCAUUGCCUCGAGCAUGGAGUGCACCGGCGCUGGCGCCGCACGUUCGUGACUAUUUAGAAGCCCCUCUGGUCCAACAAGCUGCAUUUGACGAUUUACUGUACGAAGUUGACGUGAUGAGGAAUGUCGCCACUAGACAUGAUGAACCCAGAGAAAGUCCACCUCGUAGACGUGCAAGCGUUCCUGCUGUUACUUUCUCUCCUCCAAAUACUGUACCGACUACACCUGCGGGAGAUGAAGAAGAACAAGCAGUAGCAGGAAGGCUUGAAAUUAGAGUCGUGGAUGGAAGUGGAGGUGCUACAGUCGUCCAAACUAGUGCAGAUAGAGAACCCUUACAAAGAAAGUUAACCAACGGCACAGCUGGAAGUCCCGCAAGUCCCAAUGCCGGCCAGCUAGAUACUUCCAUCUACUACGACGCGACUGAAAAUCGCGUAUCCACAAACAGCAUGCCAAAUAAAGUUCCAGUAACAACCACAUCAUCGACCACGGUACCAAACACUGUCCCACUUCGGGAACAUAAGGAUAAGGAUAGAGAAAUUCCUUCCAGACCUCACAGCAUCUAUAGCAAAAUACCGAUUCCCGUAAAAAGUCCCAGGUGUUCUUUGUCAGAGUCUACUCCAGAAACGAAUACAACAAAUACGAGAACCGGCGCGGCUACUGGGAGCGAUUCUGCAGCUCAAAACUCUCAGUCGAAAGAGAGAGACUCAGUCACGAAAGGUAAGCCAUUGACCAUUCACGCGGAAGCACCGACGCUGAGACGUUGUGCCACGUUACCCGACGCUCGGCCGAGCGUACCGGCGUUAACUUCCACGAGCUCGACCGAGGACGAGAAUUUAACUGGCUGCACACCGGCUCUGCGUCGUCGCAGGCUAAGUGAAAAAUACGUGACUGAUGCCAGUCAGCUUAAUUUACGAUUCCAAAGACCUCAAGGUAGAUCAAGACCAAUUUCUGAGGUAUUGCCCAGAUGGUAUCCGAGAGGUGUACCUUCUCAUCUUCUAGGAGAGGCUGGCAAGAAAACCGAAGAGAGCAGUGACAAUGAUUCUAACAGCAGUGGUCCGCCAAAUUCUCAACCGCCACCGCCACCUGCCACCAUACCACCUCAUGUAGCAGAAAAUAAUGCUAGAUGCCGCAGAUUCAGACCGAUGCCAGACAGCGCGGUGAUUGGACGAGAGACGUGAGAUUGUGACUUUGAAGUAAAUACGUGGAAGACUUUGGUUGAACUCCAAACGAGAUGAUUAUUCAACUACAGCCAACUAGGAAUGUGAUACCUUUUUGGAUCAAAUUAGUAUACAGCGUUUCUAGUUAUGAAAGGACAGACGUUGAAAUCGAAGACUUUCGGGGAAAGGAACGCGCUAUUCCCCUACUGCGUGACGUACAAGAGAAACUGCUGGAUUAACCGAAUAAGUGACUGCGUGAUUUGUAUUACUUUUAAGACUUCUCAAGGGAAUUUUCAUUCACUUUACGGUCAUAUUCAAUGCACAGUUUCUAAGUCUUUUUGCAGAAUGCACUCUUUUCUUUACUAUUCAUUCUUAUCUUAACAAUCUAUUAAUUUUCAGUACCUUGAUUAAGACCGUAGAAACCACUUGUUCAGUGUACAAUCAGUAAAAAAUAUUUAAAGCGUACGUAGAUGCAUGUGAUUCACAAGAACGGAAGCUAUAUAACUUGAAAGCGGUAUCUGGAAACUUUAAUAGUACGUAAUAAAAAAGGAGUUUUAAGCUAGUGGCCCAAAAAAAAACGAAGCUCACGGUCACGUAAAAUUGAUCUCAGUUACGCUGUCACCUAUUCAUAUUAUAUUAUCAUUAUCACCUACUCGUGACUCAAUAAAUAUAAGUAAUAACGUGUGCUUUUGUAAACGAGGCAUUGUAAUGUGUAACGUGACUGCACCAAUGUAUUCUUCAUAUGUAGAUGGGGGACAAGAAGUCGAAGCGGAAAUUUCGUAUUCCCAAACUUUGGAGUACCGCGUGUGAUAUAUUUUUUUUAUCAAGCUAGAGGAUGGCUAAGUACGAUUUUUAUUUAAAGCGAGCAGGAUCGCCAAAAUCAUGAAAGUCCCUUUUUGUUAGUCUGAUUAUAAUUUUUAACUGCUUGUACACUGACAUUUAGUCUACAGGACAAGAUCGUAUGAAAGAGUUUCGUAUAGCGCAACUUAACAAAAUUCGCGGAGUUAUAUCUUUUGUUUCUUUUUUUUUAAUUAUAUAUAGGCGUCUGUCUCGACCCGUCUCGCUUGUGUUCUUGCUCGAAAAAUUUAUGGUAACCAACGAGCGAUCCUGAUCUCCAGUUGCGAAUAUUUAUUUAUUUUUUUUUAUAUUCGAGAGAAUAUAAUCACCGAAUUUAAUAAGCAGUUAUUGUACAGAUAGAUGAAAUUACAGGAUAUCCAAGAUUCUUGUCAACGCAUCUGAUACGCAAUUUGAAAUUGUGAUGGAAGGAUUUAUCUCGUAGAUAAUAAUAAUUUUUAAGUAGUCGUCGGACUGGGGCGAGUGUGCUAGUCUUGAAUAACUCGUCGCUAAAGUCAACAGAAUGCAACAAUCUUCGCGUAGAAGUGAAAUCUAGAUUAUUGCCGGGGUAAUUUAAUCUUUAACGAAUGCAAAUCGUAAGCGAUAAUAAACUAAUCAAUGUUCAACUAUAUUGUGUAAUAUAUAACGUGAUAGCUCUCGAGCUAAACAUUGUAAUACAACAAAUAGUAAUAGACUGGAUCUAUUUUAAAUCAGGCAGGCUCUACGCUGAAGUCCCAGAAUCUCUCAGUAACGACAUAUGUGAAGGUUUUAGAGAAAAUUAGGCGACACGUAAACACAUUUUUUUUCUUUAAAUCAUUAUUAUUUUUUAUCUUAAUUCAUUUUUUAUAUUGUCUUUCUAAAUUCCGCUUGAGAAAUCGAAUUUUAUCAUUUUCCCCAGAAAAAGGAAUGAUACGAAAAAAUGCUAACAUAAAAAGAAACCUUUUAAGAAGCUCUGUAAAAAAGACCUCUCAUCUUUAAUUGUUUUUGAGAAAAAUACGAAAAUUUAAUUUUUAGAAAACAAAUGGAAAGUAUACUAUAUAAAAGCAUUUGUUUAAAAGAUUGGAAAAAAUUUAGAAGAUGGGUUUUUUACAAAAUGCAUUUUUGAUGUUUUGAAAAUUCUAUGUGGUCUCAAAUUUUGUUUGUGACCGGGAAAAUGAUUUUUAUCUGAAUAUUGAAGGUUCGAAUUGUCAUCUUUGUACAAUUUUUUAAGUAAUAUUUUAUUUUAAAAAAAAAAAGGUUUGAAUUCGAUGCCAUUAAAAAAACUCCUGGUCACAAAAAUAGUUUAGCCUGAAUAAAACUAUAAGAUCUCUUCCUUAUAAAUUGUCAAAUAGAACAAAGAAAAAAACAUAAGACAUUAUAAAGGUUAAAAAAAAACCUGUUUUUUUUUUGUUUUGAAUACAAAUGUCAAAUUUCAAUUACACAUGACCUGGUAGAAUUUUGUUUCUCAAAUCCGAGAAAUACGUGUCGCCUAAUUUCCUUUGACCAAAAGUAACAUAUUUAAUAACUGAGAGAUGAGUCUGUGACUUGAAUUUAGAAGCUGCCUGAUAAAGAGUGAAUCUGGUCCAUACAACAAUUUGUAAUACAAAAAGUUAUAAUUCAAAUAAGUCGUGCACACUAAUAGCCCGAUGUGACUUGAAUGUAAUCAGGGGGCAGCGUAUAGUGUACCUUUCUUUAAGUUUCGUCGUAAAGUGCUGAGUUAAAUGAAACUUCCAGAGUAUGUAGUUAUAUUUAUUGUAUACGUAGGCGAAAAUUCAAAGCAAUCUGCAAUUCGGUAAAUUCAGUGAUAUGUAAGACUAGUCAGCUAGAAUCCUACAGUACAUACUCUGAUGUUAAAACGAAGGUCGAGUAGAAAGUCGAGUUACUUGCGUAGCUGUAAAUCCGUAAUUUUUCGCCAAUUUAAAACUAGUCACUAAAUUCCAAAUAUGCAACAAGAGCCGACAAUUUCUCGUUCGCUUAAGAUCAAAUCUAUACAGUUUUUAAAAAGUUCUCUCCUGGGUUCGCCAUGUUGUGCAAGGGCGUUUUAAACACAUGAAUUUUUAGUAAUCCCAGUUGGCAUCUUAAAAGAAUUUUUAUUUUUAUAAUCCUCAUUCAUAAACGGCUUAUAUUAGAGUUUAGAAAUAACCGCAAAGCUUGCAAGAAUAUUAUUGAAAAUUUUUAGAGUAAUUGUUUGAUUAAUUUGAAUUGAAAUUUUGUACUGCUUCUUCGUGAUGAGCAAGAUUGUCAUUUUUCAAGUUCGGUAAAUCGCAAUAAUAUUUUUGUGCCAUUACUCGUUGCGAAUUCCAGAAAAUUUAAAAACGGUACUUCGAGCAAUUUAAGUGCUUCAUGAUUCCUUCAAUAAUUAACACGGUCAUUGUUAAAUAUCGUAAAAAAACAAAGACAAGUGCGAUCAAACACCCCCGCGAUGAUGAAACAAUUCUGUAUUCGACGUUUUUUAUUUAUUAUAAAUUUGUAUAGGUUGAAUCGCAUGGAAAGAAACAUACCGGAAGUAAUACUGAUUGUAUAUUCUUUCAUCAGUGUAGAUUAGUUUUGAAAUUAGUGCAAUAUAUACACUGAAAUAUUGUGGAUGAGGUAAAUAUUUCCAAGUUAUAUGCCAAAUUAUCAAUAUUUAUAGAAGAAUAAUUAGUUAAUUAGCAACUGACGCAGUAUUGUUAUAAAAGAAGUAUCACGUAAUUUACGAUUAGUACUUCCCUUCCAUGGAGAUUAUUCAACGUAUGUAAUUGAUAGCUACAAAUCAAUAUUACAGUUACUGCUAACUUCCUACUUGUCUUUUUUUCUAAUAAAACGAGUCGCCAGCGUUGUCAGUGAUGCGAAUAAGUGUGCUCAUAAUGAAAUUCAGCGAGGAACAAUUCACCAUGUUUAAAGAAAUGUUGCAUUCCGUUGAAUGAGAAACCGCCCAAAAAAGAAAAAGUUACAAAAACAGAGCGAAUGAGAAGGAGAGAAAGAGAGAAGAACGCUCCAUCAUUUAGGUUCCUGUACAUAAUAUAUAUUAUCUUUAAUGUAAUGAAAUCAAUUAUAAUUGUCGAAAGAUUAAAUGAUCUACGAUACCAUAAUUAUUGUAUCUUCUCCGCUUUGUGAUCUACAAACAUUGAUACUGAAGCUGUAUCGCUGUUGUACGUGAAUGUAACAGAGUUUUGCUACUCUAAUGUGUAACGCUUAAAUGGCUAAAAAAAUUUAACGGAGAAGAGUACUAUUAAUUAACGAUUGUAAUUAAGUACGCAAAUAGUAAACAGAUAUUAUUGUCUAUGAAUAAUUAUUGUUAGUUUAUUAAUAAAUUAUUUAAAUUAAUAAUGAUGAAUGCGGGAGAGACGAAGUGAGAAAAAAAUUUAUUUAAAAAAAAUCAAGUGCUUGUAGCUUACCGCAUUAAUAAACCAAGGAGAGAAUUUAACUUUCUCCAUUUAAGAAAAUA
This is a messenger RNA of Belonocnema kinseyi, 7889 nucleotides long. It is a transcript of the gene Asator, whose product is annotated as tau-tubulin kinase homolog Asator. The coding region runs from base 371 to 3670 and encodes 1099 amino acids. Gene Ontology annotation, biological process: peptidyl-serine phosphorylation; signal transduction. The transcript is spliced from 16 exons. Gene Ontology annotation, cellular component: nucleus; cytoplasm. The record is from RefSeq and is a predicted model, not a curated record. Lineage: Eukaryota; Metazoa; Arthropoda; Insecta; Hymenoptera; Cynipidae. Gene Ontology annotation, molecular function: ATP binding; protein serine/threonine kinase activity.